Messenger RNA from Glycine soja, 1289 nucleotides. RefSeq names its product universal stress protein PHOS34. The transcript is spliced from 5 exons. The record is from RefSeq and is a predicted model, not a curated record. NCBI's taxonomy places the organism in Eukaryota, Viridiplantae, Streptophyta, Magnoliopsida, Fabales, Fabaceae. Bases 141 to 680 code for a protein of 179 amino acids.
AGCAACGAGUCAAAGAGGUGUCCGAAUCGAACAGGAGCAAGCAAAGUCAAAGAAAAAGAGAGAGGAGAGAGAGAAACAACAAUCAUCAUCGGCCAGAAGCGAACACGACAGACACAUCUGAGAAACCAAACCUGAUAGAGAUGUCGAGUGGAGGAAACCUUAGUUGCGUGUUGGUAGCUGUGGAUGGCAGCGAGGAAAGCAUGAACGCGCUGCGUUGGGCACUGAACAACCUCAAGCUCCGAUCCCCUGCACCCGAUUCCACCGAUGCUCCUUCCUUCACCGUCUUCCACGUCCAAUCCCCGCCCUCCAUCGCCACUGGCCUCAAUCCCGGUGCCAUCCCCUUCGGUGGCCCCAGUGAUCUCGAAGUUCCUGCUUUCACUGCAGCCAUUGAAGCGCACCAAAAGCGCAUCACUAACGCCGUACUCGAUCACGCCCUCGGAAUUUGCUCCGAAUUCAACCUCACCAGUAAGGUCAGAACCCAUGUUCUUGUAGGAGAUCCAAAGGAGAAGAUUUGUGAAGCAGUUCAGGAUUUGAAUGCUGAUGUGCUUGUGAUGGGGUCUCGUGCAUUUGGCCCCAUUAAGAGGAUGUUCCUGGGAAGUGUAAGCAACUACUGCGCCCACCAUUCUCCAUGCCCUGUCAUUAUUAUCAAGGAAAAGGACAUUGUCAAUAAGAGAAACUGAUGCACUUCUACUAUGCUACCAUGAUUCUUGUCUCUUGAUCAGUAGGUUCUUUAGGUGGGUUGUCAGUGCCAUAUUUCAGUUGCUGACGCUGCAUCCUUGCUUGCCAAAUUAAUUAUGUCGAAGGCUUUUUCGUCUUGCAAUUUGCUUGCUUUGUUAGACCAGUGUUGUACCUCAGCUUUGAAGCUUGUGUCUUUUGUUGAGCCAAUGCUGGCCAGACCCUGCUUCAAGUACGUGUUUUCACUUUCUGUGGACAAUUCUGCUGUGUGUGUGAAAUUCUUGGAGUUAAAGAGUGCUUUAUAACUGUGCUGUCACAACGUCAAUUGUUGUCCCAAAUGGUUCAAAGAGAUAUUUGCCUCCAGGUUUGUAUUCGUUCUGAAUUUAUACAAUGUUGUACAGAAAUGUUGCAUUACUAUUGCUCCUUGGUCAGAGCCAGUUCUAGUUGUGAUUGUGAUAUGCAACAAACUGGCCAUUUGACAUUUGUCAUGUACAAAUUUUCAAAUUGAGAAUCCAGCUAGUGUUGGCUGCAGUGUGUCUUACUGUUGCAUUAUUGACAGUGUCCUGCUUAAAUAAAUAUUUAUAUGAUUUAUGACAAAGAAAUUUAGAGUGCCA